GGCACCGCUGGUACGCUCGGAUCAGACGACGAGAGGGCGAUGUCGGGGCAUUACAACCAUUGUGCGGCUCGCUGGUGUUCAAAUAAUGGGAGGAAUACUUCAGCGAGGUUCUUUCGAUUUCCCAAAGACGACAGAUAUGCUGUGCGGCUGGAUUAUUCAAACAGGAUGGACCUGGCGGAGCUUCCGAAAGAGCAAGUGCACCGAAGCCAAUACCUCUGCUCUGACCAUUUCACAGAUCGUGAUUAUGCCGAUCCACUCAAAAGGAAACUCUUGUGGUCAGCAUUGCCAUCUGUGAGGGUCAGGAGUUGGUUCCUGACAGCCACAGAGCCUACUGCACCACAGAGCCUCAUAUCAUCCUGACAGCAGCCAUCUCCUCUGGAUAAAGGUACCACAGGAGAGUCAGUUCUAAAAGCAGUGGCUAUGGAGCACCAACUCUCGCUUGAACCGGGGCCGUCAAGGCUACAGGAAGGCAACCUGCACUUAAUUUUAAAAGAUGUCGUCUCUGGAGCUGGCUAGCUCUUUCUCGACAAAGAAGUCCGGCACCUGAAAUUGACUGUGAAACCACCAUUCCCGUACCACUAGAUGUUUUGCUAAAUGCUGAGGGCUUUUCUUUUGGGAGAAACUUGCGUGUCAGAAGUGGACAAGGAAGUGACAGGUGACAGGGAUGACUGCUCAAAUGGUGACAGUGGCAGCCCAUGUAUGGCUGAUGGCAUGGACUGUUUUUUGGAUGAUGAGGGCACUGUUGCUACCAGGACCAUCGGACUCCAAACAGAAGAAUGCAACACUGAAGCAACCACCUUUUCAUCAUUUUUAUGUCACAUGACUCGGGACGGGGUGGCAACCGGAGUUGCUCACAAAGCAGCUGACUCGGCACCCACAGCAACUCCAAGUAGUCCAAGAGAAGCACCCAAGAAAUGGCACAUAUCUUACAUUGUUUACUGAAAUCAAAAGAUGCACAACAGAUGUUACUUCAUAUGUGCAAAUGUAAAUUAUAUCGAUAAUGUACAUCUGAAGUUUUGGUAAGCUGCCUUUUAAGACUGAUGCCAUUCAUGUUGAAUCAAGCUAUGCCAGGUGUACGGCUUGCAAAAAAAAAAAAGUACUAAAACAACAGACAGUCUGUUAUUCCGUGCAAUGUUUCUGGCUCUGCGUUUUAUGUGGAAGCCUGUAUAGCUGGAAUCAGAACUGUCAUGCAUUACAACUGCUACAGCCGCUGUGCGAGCUUUGUGCUGUUAUCUCAUUACAGAAUUGCACUGUAAUGAAGUCUUCCAUUCUAUCCUUAUGCCUAAUUUUCUCCAGUUCACAUGCUGUGAAGACACUUUUUGCAUCAGACAUACUAAAAUUGAUUGAAUGUGCAAGAACUGCCUUACCUGAACAUAGUGCUGUUAGAGCAGUACAAAAUAUGCAGUGUUAUGUCAAUGUUUUAUAGUACAUUUCAAUGCCACUGACUUAUGCACUGCAGUCUAAUCAUGGUACUACAGAAAGCAACCUUGUGUGUAAAGAUUUAAAUUAAUGCAUGAACUCAGACCUGUGUGGAACACAAGCAGUGACACAGAAUGUCACUUUUCUUGAAUUUAAAAGAAAAAAAAAGUUUCAACUUUAUUUACAGUUGAAGCGUUUACGGGAAGGAGAGACUUCCUGGUUAAUGAUGGGAGCAGUCCCCGCUUUCUCUUUGCAAAUACAAGCAGUACAUGUUUGCACUAACACAAGUGGAAAUAAAUUGAUUGGUUGCAGUUUAUCAUAAAGAAUAUCAUGCUUCACAACUCAAAAGUGGCAAUGCAUAUUGCAAAACCAAGUGGAAUUAAAGUAUCAAAAUUCAAAGAAUGUCCCAAAUGCAUGGAACAGCCCUGCAUUUUUGGAAUAUCUUGAAAUAUUUGCCAUACCAUUUUGAUGCUAGUACAAGCAAUAAAGAGCCAAAAGAUUAUGCUUGCUUCAAAUUUUUACAUUGUGCUAGGGCAGUUGUAAUAAUCAGCAAGUUAAGUUUCUAAAGAACAGCACCCUAGAAUGAGAGGACUUGUUCGACAGUUUCUGUCAUUCUAAAUAUGCACUUUGACCUGUUUCAUGUGUGUAUUUGCACCUGUGUUUUCACAUAAAAACU
Dermacentor albipictus is the source of this 2095-nucleotide messenger RNA. RefSeq lists its product as uncharacterized. The record is from RefSeq and is a predicted model, not a curated record. Lineage: Eukaryota; Metazoa; Arthropoda; Arachnida; Ixodida; Ixodidae.